Messenger RNA from Polyodon spathula (Mississippi paddlefish), 2938 nucleotides. RefSeq lists its product as uncharacterized. The record is from RefSeq and is a predicted model, not a curated record. Bases 879 to 2624 code for a protein of 581 amino acids. Lineage: Eukaryota; Metazoa; Chordata; Actinopteri; Acipenseriformes; Polyodontidae. Gene Ontology annotation, cellular component: nuclear body. Gene Ontology annotation, biological process: positive regulation of DNA-templated transcription. The transcript has 8 exons.
CGAAAUGAAGCUUGUGUCAGCUCUCAGGCAGAAAGUCUCCUGCUUUUGGGUUAGGGUUAGGGUUAGAGUGACCUGCAGGCUUUAUAAAAAGAGGAGCAGUUUUAACAGCAUCUCUGUCAUUUCAUUGUUGGUUCAUCUGUUCCAGCUCGUGUAGCGGAGGGAAUUACAAAGUGCACAAUAAUCUACACAAGGCCAGUCUAACCACAUAGAUUUUAUUUUGAGAAAAACAAAAUGUUAAAUCAAACUAACGGCCAUCAAUUAACUUACUACAUGGAUAUCACACACUGAACAAAAAAAGAGAGAAAUAUUUUCAGAAAUAAAUUAAUAAACAAAUGCCAAAUGUAGUUUUAGCUGCUUUUGCCAAAACCGGCCAGUAGCGGGCAACAGCGAGCCAGUCGCUGCGCGUGACGUCACGGAACGGCAGCUGGGCGCAGUCUGCGCAGCUCGCACAAAGGAGCAGAUAAACCCAAUGCAGGGCAGGGUGCAGCACCAGGAACCACUGGCAAACAAAACAGCAACAAGAAACAAACGCAGGCUGAGGAGAGAGACAGAGAGAGAGAGAGAGCAUUUCCAUCGCAAUAUAACACGGUGGGGUUCUGCUUCGGACAACUUUCUGAAUCUAUGUUUGGACGUGUGGCAACACAGACACGUGACCGAGGCAAACGACAGAGUCUGCAGAAUAAUACUUUAUCUUUGUUUUUGCUUACAGUCUCAACUAUGUUUAAAACUCCGGAAACCGCAGGAUUGUGUCCACUUUAAUCGGUUGCUGUUGAUUUAGAAAGCGGUAUACGCGUUAAUGUGCACACGAGAACCUCGGAAACAAUAAGGCCUAUCUAACAAAAAAAAAAAUAAUAAUAAUACCUUUGGAAUUCCACAAAAUGACCGAUAACAGCAAAGUGACCAGCUGGACAGACGAGGAAACGCGCCUUCUGGUCGCACUGUGGAGCCAGGCACAGGCGCAGCGGACUGAUGCGAGCUACCCGGGCAAAAAAACGCACAUGUUCCGCGAGAUCGCUGCCAAAAUGUUGGAAAACAGUUUUCAAAGAAGCGAGAAUCAGUGCCGGAGUCGAAUCCAUGUCCUGAAACGCAAGUAUCUGCAGUGCCGAGUGAGCAGAAGCAGCGGGAAGGGCAGCCCCGAGUGCUUGUACUAUAAGGAGCUCGAUGCUGUUUUUGCGAGCUGCCCGGUGGCGCCUCCACAGCAGCCGCAGCUGCUUGUUACUCCGCCACGGUUAGGCAGCGCUGUGCUGCAGGAGAUUGAAAUUACCUCCGACUCCAAAACUGACGCAGCGAAGCCAGGACAGAGCGAGUUCAGUAUCCGUCCUGUUUGUCAGGAGUUCCAGGCGUCCGGGUACAAGAUCUCCUGCGAGAAACUGAAAAAGAAGUGGAACAAUCUGCUGGUCACCUACAAGCGUGCGAAGGAGCGAUGCAAAGAAAACGGAAAAGCCAAGAUUGCAUGGGAAUACUAUGAGCUGAUGGACAGCAUACUAACAGAGAGGCCCCCCCCUUCACCAGCAGUACAAAAUGGAGUAUCUGUUCAAGAGGUUUCAGAGGACACGUCUGCAAGGGGGACAGCACAGCCCUCCUCACAAGAACAAGACACACCUGCACACGGAGUCGGUGAUGAGGUUUUAAAGCAUGAGGGUAAAGACACAUCAGUGAUGGUCCAGCCAGCAUCGCAAGCAGAAUCUGCAAACCCCAAAGGAGCCCCGCUGGUGGCUAGUGAUAAAAUCAUCCUCUUUCAACAGAUUCAUCAAGAGGAAGCGGCCGCCGAGUUCAACACACAGACCACACUCCUGCUCAUACAGUGUGUGUCCCGGCACUGGGAUCUGUACAGUGCUACUAACCGCAGCCAGCUGUUCCACACCAUCAGCAAGGAGUUCCAGCUCUACGGGUUCAAGCUGUCCAGCGAGAAACUGAGAAGGAAGUGGAAUAACUUGAUCGUCACAUACAAGCGAGCGAAAGAGAGGAGCGGGAUCGCAGGCAAGCCCAAUACGACAUGGGAAUACUUCCAGUUGAUGGACAACCUGUUCAGUAAGAAAGGGACCCCUCCCCUUUGCCUGCCCCCUCCAGCCCUUCUAUCAGCAGCUGCUCCCGUCAGCAAAACCUGCCUGUUCCCAGCUCCCCUAAAACUAGCGGCUGCUGCUCCCCCUCCAGACCCCCCACAGCCUGCACUGUCUCUCCCGUCCUCUUCGGUCAUUCUGCUUCCCCUUUCCACUCCCAGCUCCUUUUCCCUUCCACAUCACUGGACGAGUGUUCAAACCCCCUGGCCGCCCCAAAGCACAGUGCAGACCCCGUCUCCCUCUCUCGGCUCCGCAGUCCCGGCCGUAUCCAGUACAGAGCAAUCGCCACCAAAUAAGAGGGUGAAAAAAGCCGGCGUGAAUCUGGCCACUGCUUUCCUGACGCAGCAGACGGAGCAGGUGAAAAAGCACUCCAAAAUGCUGGAAAGCUUACUCGACACGCAUGAAAACAAAACGAAGGUUUCUGAACAGAGGAAGAGGAGGUGUGAGCAAAGGGAGAAGAGGAGAGAACGGAGGGAGAUUGCGAUGUUGAGAGCGCUGAAUCGCAUCUCCUCCAAGCAGGAUCUCGUCAUUCAACUUCUUCAGAAGCUUGCUGAGAAACCGUGAUGUUUGUGUUCUCCUCCCCAGGGGGAGCGGAUGCUGUUUGAAACCCUUUGCUGCAGCCAUGUCUUCAAGUGCUCCUCUCUCAUUAACCAUUUCAGAGGUGUUCUGGAUCCAGUACACGACCCAGAGCCCGUGCUGGGAGUCUCCCGGUUCUGUUUUACUGCAGGUGGCGCAUCAUUGGGUCAGAGAUGCAGUUGGGCUCACUGCGGACCGUCACCGCCCCCUGGAGCCAGACUUUGCCUCAGCAAUGUUUUGUUUUUGUUCAUAACACCAAUUUAUCCUUUAUGUGUUUGUAACCAACAAUUAAUAUUAUUGCC